AUUUUUGUCUGGAGCGGCCUAAACAUGGUGCUGGAGCUGUACCUGGACCUCCUCUCCCAGCCCUGCAGAGCGGUCUUCAUCUUCGCCAAGAAGAACAACAUCCCUUUCAUCAUCAGGAGCAUGGAGAUGCUCAAAGGCCAGCUCUUCAGUGAGGAGUUCAACAAGGUCAACAUCCUGAGGAAAGUCCCGGUUUUGAAAGAUGGAGACUUCAUCCUGGAAGAGAGCACAGCCAUCCUCCUCUACUUGACGCGCAAGUACAACACGCCCAGCCAUUGGUAUCCGCCAGACAUGAAGAAACGGGCGCGGGUCGACGAAUUCCUGGCCUGGCAGCACAGCAACCUCCGGCCGUGCGCCGCCAAGAUCCUCUGGCUCCGGGUGGUGAUCCCUCUGUUCCUGGGGCAGCAGAUCCCUUCGGAGAAGGUCCAGGAUGCCUUGGAGGAGCUGAACAUCUCCCUCCAGAAGCUGGACGAGAAGUUCCUCCAGGACCGGCCCUUCAUCAUCGGCAGUGAGAUCUCCCUGGCUGACCUGGUCGCCAUUACGGAGCUCAUGCAGGUCAACACUCGCACUUGGGACAAGCUUCCCGAACUAACAAAAUGGCCGCCCUGCCUAACACGCAUUUUUUCCCUUUUCCACAGCCGAUGGGCGCCGGUUGGGACGUCUUCGACGGCCGCCCCAAGCUCCUCGAAUGGCGCAAGCGUGUGGAGAUGGCGCUGGGCAAGGAGCUCUUCAUGGAGGCCCAUGCGCGCAUCCUUAAUGCGCAGGAGCUCAAGAACAUCACCAUCGACCCACCGCUCAAGGCCCAGAUGA
Molecule: messenger RNA, 807 nt
Organism: Sceloporus undulatus (fence lizard)
Lineage: Eukaryota; Metazoa; Chordata; Lepidosauria; Squamata; Phrynosomatidae
Product: glutathione S-transferase theta-1-like
Exons: 4
Coding region: 25-807 (260 amino acids)
Biological process (GO): glutathione metabolic process
Cellular component (GO): cytoplasm
Molecular function (GO): glutathione transferase activity
Source: RefSeq, a predicted model, not a curated record